Molecule: messenger RNA, 3531 nt
Organism: Thrips palmi
Lineage: Eukaryota; Metazoa; Arthropoda; Insecta; Thysanoptera; Thripidae
Gene: Bili
Product: putative FERM domain-containing protein FRMD8P1
Exons: 13
Coding region: 448-2373 (641 amino acids)
Biological process (GO): negative regulation of canonical Wnt signaling pathway
Cellular component (GO): cytoskeleton; plasma membrane
Source: RefSeq, a predicted model, not a curated record
AGCAGAAGCUAAAUUUUGCAAACGAAAAUUUCUCCGCAUUCAAGCAUUGUUUGACUCUAUUCGUUUAACUUUAUCUGUCAUUCUUUUAUUUUUUGUUUGGUGAUAAAAGAGAAGAGAAGUGCUGCUCAGCAGAAAACAGAAAUCAGCGGAAACUCUCUGCCUGCAGGGCACGUUCCCACAGCCAAAUAAGCGGAGCCAUGUUGGGUUUUCUAGCAGAAGGAAAUGCAGAAAAUUAUUGUAUUUGUUGAAAAGAAUUAGACGUUUGAAGUCAGUUUUCACUUAACAUAGCAUCUUGUUCUUAUCAUUCGAACCAUGUGCUUAAUUUUGUAAGGAAGUUAUGUGUGAAUUUUCUGGGAGUAAGGUGGAAAUAUAAAGGCAAUAUCUUGAAGAUGUUUUCGUGAAAUUACUUUAAUACCAGUUGUAGCGCAACUCGGUCAGGGCACGAAAAUGGACGGGCACUCUCAGGUUGAUGGAAGCCACAGUUACAUUACUGUCAUUCCUGUUGACUAUUCUCGAGGGCGUGGGUACGCUCAGCAAUCGCCAGAUUACCUUGAUCAAUAUGUCGACUACUCUACGGAAAGAGCCAGGGAUGAAUACAUACGUGGGGACUACAACAUCAACUCUGAAUCCCAGUAUGAUAAGCUUAGCGGAUUGUAUGCACCACCUGGGUAUGAGAGAGACAAAACUCAUUCUCAUGUAGCAAUAGACAGAGAAGCUAUGGAACGUGAGGGGAUGGAGAGGGAUCGUGCAAGAGAUCGGUCUCAACUAGCUCAAAUUGGUGAUACUGAAUGGGAACGAGAAAGAGAGCGCACACAACACCGUCAUAUUCAGCAUGAUAGAACAGAGAGAGAGCGAUGGCAACAUUCAUACCUACCCACAAAUACUAUUGACCGAGAAAGAGAGAGAGAAAGAGAGAGGGAGAGAGAACGGGAACAAAGAGAAAAAGAAAGAGAGGAUGAAUGGGAAAGGGAGAGGGCUGCACACAUGGCGAGUAAAGUUCAAGUGCCUGCAGAUUCAUGCAACAUGGGAAUGAGUGGAAUGAAGGACAAUAGUAGUGCUGUCCACAAUGAACCUGCAGUGGAGAAAGUUGCAUUACAGCCCUUCUUAAAUCUAGGAUCUAGAGGUGCCCCCUUGUGUGUCUACCUAAUGUCUCGAGUGGCAUUGCACAUGGAGCUGGAGGACAGAGAAAGUACUACAACAGCUGAACUUAUGACAGCAAUUUUUCAAGAGAAUGAAUUGGGUCUCCCCACCACUGCUGGUGCCCUUUUCUCUUUGUGGAUGUGUUCUGGGUUGCUGGAGCUUCAGUUAAAACCUCAGCAUAAGCCAUUUGAAAUUAGACGACAAUGGUCUUUGCUGCUGAACCAGUAUUGCAGUGUCUCAGAAUCACGCAUUGAAAGGGAUGAGCCAAUUCUAUCAUUCCAAAGGAAUGUUUAUUUCCCUCGCAGGGAAGAAGAAAAAAUCAAGGACCACAAGUGUUUGACACUUCUGUACGAAGAAGCACGAUAUAAUAUUCUAGAAGGCCGAUAUCCCUGUGAAAUGAGUCAUUAUUUGAUGCUUGGAGGAAUUCAAGCUCGCAUUGAACUUGGUCCAUACAAACCAGAAGAACAUACAACCCAGUACUUCAGGGAACACAAGGAUAAAUUUCUACCUGCCCAUGUUAGAAGAACAUCAUGGUCCUGGCUACCAAUAAGUGGAAAAAACUCUCCAGAAGUACGACUUCUAGAACAUUACAAGAGAAUACCCAAUAAUAUGUCUGAUAGACGUCUAAUUAGAAAAUAUCUUGAGUUUUGUUGGUCUCUGCCUUACUAUGGGAGUGCCUUUUUCCAAGGACAGAUAGAACAGCCUCUACGAGGCCUCACUUCAUUGGUCACUCACCAGGAUGUGCCUGUUCUUGUUGCAAUCAACUCUCAAGGAGUUUAUGUCAUUGACGACAUCCAAAGUGUUGUUCUACUUGGUCUUAAGUAUGAAGAGCUAUCUUGGGAAUUUGCAAAACCCUCAUCACCUCAGGAGGGUAAUGUUAACUGCUUACCAUGCCUUUUCUUGCAAUUCAUGGUGGUUGAAAAUGGGGCUCGAGUAUCAAAAAUUUUGCAAGUGUUUUCUAAACAGGCUCUUAUGAUGGAUGCUUUAAUAUCAGUGUUUGUGGAGGAAAUAAAAAGAAAAACAGCAGCUGGCAAUUAUAAUGAUGAAACUGAUAGACCUGUGUAUGAUACAGCAACUGACAGUGAUGACACCCAGAUUCCUCUCACAAUGAUGAGCAGGCGGGAGUUGCCACAAUCUUGCAUUAGUAACAAGCUAAGCAAGUUAACUUUGGCAACCUUUGAUGAGGAAGGUCGAUGCAUUGGGCAGUCAGGGUCAUGGUCAUUUAGCUACUGAUUGUGACUUUCAACAAACGUAACUUUUAUUAGACUCCAAGGCAUGUUUGUUCCCUAGCUUGGAAUUUCCCUUUCUGCAUUUGAAUAUUUUGAGAACUUGUGUGUUUAUAGGUUCAAUUCAAUAUAUUUUAUUAGAUCUCAAGUGCAAAUUUACUCCUAACUACAAGUGUACAAGUGUAAUGGGAAGUCGUUUCACUCAUCCUUGAAACUAAAAUCGUUUUUCUGGAGAUUUGUAUCUCUCAAAGGGCUCGUGGUUUGUACAUAAAUGGAAGUCAAAUGUGCUGCUGGUCAGUUUGAAAGUAUCUCAUAUGCCAUUGUAUUGUUAAUCUCUCCUCACAUCAUGGUGAGAAAAAUUGUGAAGCCUUCUCUUUCUUUUAUCGAUGUGUGUUUGAUUCCAUCACAUUGCAGCCUGACCAAUUAGCUUGAUGGCUAAUCUUUUAAGCUUAAAAAAGUUCAGCUUAGCCUUAUUUUAAGUGUGAUUCCUUUCUUUUUAAAAAAGAAAACAUUUAUGUUAGUUACCAUUUUAACUUUGUUUUAUAAUUCAUUGUUAUUUUCAUCACAUUUUAUUUUGCUGUUGUUAGAUGUAAGGCCAAUCAGUUUAAUUUUAUCUUAAGACAUUUUUUGUUUACUUAUUCUCUUUUGAUUUUUUUCUUUGUUUAAUGUAGUUUCAUGUGUAAUACCUGACCAUAUCUGUUAAAGUUUUUAUUUUGAUUGAUGACUGUGCUCAGUCUGAAUAGAUAUAUUUGACUCCAAAUGACUAAAUUAAGAUCUAAUUAGUAUUCUUGCAUAUUAAUGUAAGAAAUUUAUCUGUGGUCUGAAUUUGCACAUGAACGUGCCAGAUAGUUUGUGAUGUUUGUUUAGGAAAAGUAAAACAUAUUGGACACAGAAGGGUUUUAAUAGCAUGGGAAACAUUUUAAAGCAAAAUUUCUUAAGCACAGAUUGUAGAAAUAAACAGCUAACAUGGUGAUGCUUUUAAAAUAAUAUUCCAAGGAUUCCAAUUGAUGCUUGGUGAUGAUCUCAAAUGUAAUUCUCAUAAAACGAACGCUCUCGUUUGGGCCGGAACAAAUACCACAACAUCUAGACCACCUGGAGAGCUCCGUCAUUCCUUUCUGUUCAUCAGUAUUAUUGUAAAUUAUUGUGAUUAAAGAUCCAACAUGAA